AUGAACUACGCAAAAACGUCUGUGUCAUGUCUUCUGCUGAGUAAUCAGCACCCGAUUGCUCGUGAACUCUCUCGGUCCCCUUUCCCAAUCACCGCCGUCUCCUCUUCCCCUACUCGCCACGAUGCUUGCGAUCGCCUCGCCGCACCUCCACGGCUCCAUGCAACACCUCUCCCUAGCGGUUCCAACCGCGUAGGCCUGCUGCGGCGCCCGCUUCCCACGCCGGCGCCCGACCUGGUACGCGUCGCUGCGUGCGGCUUUGACGGCUGCGGCGGAAGCCGCCCCGUCCGCGAAGGAGGGAGCCGAGGAGUUGGGGUUCCAGGACAUAGCUUCCAGGACGCGGCGGAGGUACUACAUGAUCGGGGGUCAUUCACCCCAUCGAACACAUGUGCUUUUGAGAUAUUUUUUGUUCACCACCACCAUGAUUGGAUGAAGCAAUUGCAAUUUCAAAGGUUAUCAAAUUUCACGAAGCACAAGAGUACAGCAUGUUUAGUCGCAUUGUGUUUGACACUACCCCCCACGGUAAUGACCAUAUCAUUGUGUAUCCAAAGCCAUACACUCUGGCUGCUAUCCUUGCCAGAUUUCUUGGAUGUGUCCAUUGGGAAAAUCUUGAAGCUGAGGAGCAAGAUUGCUUCUGCAACAUCAGCUAUUAAAUCAGUAUUUGGACAAGAGGUUCAACAGCAGGAUGCAGCCAACAAAUUGGAGCAACUCAGAGAAGGGAUAGUCAAAGUGCGAGAGCUUUUUCGUGACACGGAAUCAACAGAGUUUAUAAUCAUGACAAUCCCAACGGUAACAAUUGUGUGCCUAACUCUCCAGCUCCCUGCCAGGCCCACCGUUCAAACAUGCAAGAGGGCUUCGACAAGGCGAUCCCCUAUGACCGGCGAUGUUCAUUCUUACCAUCGACCCCCUACAAAGAAUGAUCUCAUUGGCUGCGCAACAAGGGAUCCUAAAGCCCAUCCUACCGCGCUCGGCAAAAUUCAGAUGCUCCUUGUAUGAAGAUGAUGCAGCUAUCUUCGCCAACCCCGACAAAGAAGAACCGAUUUCUCUACAAGCAAUCAUCAAGGUCGUUGGUGAUUGCUCGGGUUUAGUCACCAACCUAAGCAAAAUUAAAAUCUACAAGAUCCGACGCAAUGAACUACCUAUGGCUGAAAUACUAGAUGGAUUCCCUAGAAAAAUUGGCUCACUACCAUGCAAAUAUCUCGGACUCCUCUUACAUACCAGAAAAGUGAUAAGAGUAGAUGUCCAACUUCCAGUUGACAAAAUUGGCAACA
Molecule: messenger RNA, 1268 nt
Organism: Phragmites australis (common reed)
Lineage: Eukaryota; Viridiplantae; Streptophyta; Magnoliopsida; Poales; Poaceae
Exons: 7
Coding region: 1-993 (330 amino acids)
Biological process (GO): post-translational protein targeting to endoplasmic reticulum membrane
Cellular component (GO): GET complex
Molecular function (GO): ATP binding; ATP hydrolysis activity
Source: RefSeq, a predicted model, not a curated record